AUGGAAUUUCUUACCUGGGUUUUUCCUGCCUUGAUUCUACUGUGCAUCCAACAGCACAGGUGUAUCAGAGCUAUGAGCGACAUUGGAGAUUACGUAGGUUCCAACAUUGAAAUCUCCUGGUUGCCCAACCUGGAUGAUUUGAUGAAAGGGUAUGCACGAAAUUUCAGACCUGGAAUUGGAGGUCCUCCCGUUAACGUUGCUCUGGCAAUUGAAGUAGCCAGCAUUGACCACAUCUCAGAAGUGAACAUGGAAUACACCAUGACAGUAUUUUUGCACCAGAGCUGGCGAGACGAUCGUCUGUCUUACAACCACACCAACGAAACUCUGGGCUUGGACAGCAGGUUUGUGGACAAGCUCUGGUUGCCAGAUACUUUCAUAGUCAAUGCAAAGUCUGCCUGGUUCCAUGAUGUGACUGUGGAAAACAAACUUAUCAGGCUCCAGCCAGAUGGAGUCAUUUUAUACAGCAUCAGGAUUACCUCAACAGUGGCCUGUGACAUGGACCUUUCCAAGUAUCCAAUGGAUGAGCAGGAAUGCAUGCUGGAUUUGGAGAGCUAUGGCUACUCUUCAGAGGACAUUGUCUACCACUGGUCAGAAAACCAGGAGGAGAUCCAUGGGCUGGAUAAGCUGCAGCUUGCUCAAUUCACAAUUACCAAUUACCAGUUCACAACAGAAAUUAUGAACUUCAAAUCUGCAGGUCAGUUUCCCAGGCUCAGUCUCCACUUCCACCUUCGACGAAAUCGAGGAGUUUACAUCAUCCAGUCUUAUGUCCCUUCCAUCCUACUGGUGGCCAUGUCGUGGGUGUCCUUCUGGAUCAGCCAGUCAGCUGUGCCUGCCAGGGUGUCACUAGGUAUCACCACUGUUCUUACCAUGACCACAUUGAUGGUCAGUGCCCGAUCCUCACUCCCACGAGCCUCUGCCAUCAAGGCACUGGAUGUUUACUUCUGGAUCUGCUAUGUGUUUGUCUUUGCUGCACUGGUGGAAUAUGCCUUUGCACAUUUCAAUGCUGACUACAUGAAAAAGCAGAAGAACAAGAUCAAGGCGAGAAGGCAGAGUGCAGAGAUCAACGUGAAGAAUGCCAUUGUUCUGUUUUCCCUCUCCAUAGCUGGUGUGAACCAGGAACUGGCUGUUUCCAACAGGCAGCACCGAAUUCCCAGAAGUCUGCCUGGAUCAUAUGGCACAAUAGAAAUAGAAACUGGGGAGACAAAACAGCAGCAGGGAAUGAAACUGGACAAAAAGACUGGCCUGAAGGCCCUCUUUAAGCCCAUUGAUGCUGACACCAUUGACAUUUAUGCCAGAGCUGUGUUCCCAGCAGCCUUUGCAGCAGUCAAUGUUAUAUAUUGGGUUGCAUACACGAUGUAA
Cinclus cinclus is the source of this 1359-nucleotide messenger RNA. RefSeq names its product gamma-aminobutyric acid type A receptor subunit delta (gene GABRD). NCBI's taxonomy places the organism in Eukaryota, Metazoa, Chordata, Aves, Passeriformes, Cinclidae. The transcript has 9 exons. The record is from RefSeq and is a predicted model, not a curated record. Gene Ontology annotation, cellular component: GABA-A receptor complex; synapse; membrane. The coding region runs from base 1 to 1359 and encodes 452 amino acids. Gene Ontology annotation, biological process: signal transduction; regulation of membrane potential; chemical synaptic transmission. Gene Ontology annotation, molecular function: neurotransmitter receptor activity; GABA-A receptor activity; extracellular ligand-gated monoatomic ion channel activity.